Messenger RNA from Eimeria tenella, 1884 nucleotides. RefSeq names its product chromatin remodelling complex protein SNF2L, putative. The transcript is spliced from 9 exons. NCBI's taxonomy places the organism in Eukaryota, Apicomplexa, Conoidasida, Eucoccidiorida, Eimeriidae. The annotation marks the transcript as partial. The record is from RefSeq and is a predicted model, not a curated record.
AUGAGAAGCUGGAUGCUUUGGAAGCAACGCAAAGCAAAUGGGCUGCUUAUUUGCUGCGGAAGCGGCGGCAGAAGCAGCAGCAAAAGCUGCUGCAGCAGCGCCGCCAGCUGCUGCAGGACGCAGAACUUGCUGCUGCAGCAGACGCAGACGCCCCGGGCCCCAAACGCCCCCAGCUCGACUUUGCUGCGCUCCUCGACCAGCUGCUGCUCGACGCCGGCGAAGACGCUGCUGCUGCUGCGCUCCUGCUGCUGCCCCACCAGCAGCAGCAGCAGCAGCAGCAACCCGCAGCAGCCAGCGUACAGGCCCUCCUCCACCAAAUGGAGCCCCAGCAGCAACACGCACUCCUCGCCAUAUUUGAACUUCCGGGGCUGCAGAGAGAUAGCCCCUGAGGAAGGUGACGUGCUGCAGCGGCUGCAGCAAAUGCUGCUGCCGCAACUCUUGGAGGAGGAGGAGAAGCUGCUGCUGGAGCAGCGGCCGCUGCAGCAGGCACAGCCGAAGCAAGAGCAGCAGCAGCAGGAGCCGCAGCUCAAAGAAGAGCAGCAGGAACAGCAAGAGCAGCAACAGGAGCAGCAGCAGACACAGCAGGAGCAACCCAAACAGGAAGAAGGCGCUGCCGCAGCAGCCAACGAAAGCACCAGCACGAGCACUAGCGGCAGCAGCAGCAGCAGCAGUAGCAGCAGCAGCAACAGCAACAGGAUAUGUCGCUGGGCUGUCGGAGGCCGGCCUCUGAAAGAUCUGCUGAAGGAGCUACUGGAGGACUUAGAGGGCCGGGUGGCAGCAGCAGAAGGGGUGCCCCUGGCUGUCCAUCUGCUGGAGUGGCGUUUGCGGCAGAAGCGGCAGCAGCAGCAGCAGGAGCAGCAGCAGCAGCAGCAGCAGCAGGAGCAGUCGGAGGCUGGGGAUUCGCAGCAGCAGGCGGACGCGCAGCAGCUGGACCCCGAGCAGCAGCAGCAGCAGCAGCAGCAGCAGCAGGAGCAGCAGCAGCAGCCCAAAAAGAGAGCUGGAAGGCCCAGAAAGAUUAGACCUCCGCAGCCAGAAGAAGAACCCUCAGACACAGAAAGUGCUUUAGACGAUCCCGACGAUCCCGACAGGCCCGAGCCCUUCACGGCAGAAAUGAAACUCCAAAAGGAACAGCUGCUGUCUGAAGGCUUCUUAAACUGGAACAGAACGGAAUUUACGAAAUUCGUCAGCGGCCUGAUCCAGUUUGGGCGUGACCGGCUGGAAGAGGCCUGGCAAAUGCAUUUCAGCAACAGCAACAAAACUGUUGAAGACCUCCGGAAAUAUGCUGCUGUCUUUUUCCAAAGAUACUCGGAAAUCGAGGGGGGAGACCGAAUGAUGCAGCGCAUAGAAAGGGCGGAAGAGCUGCGGGGGGCUUUAGACCUGCAGCGGCGGGCCAUUCAGGCUACUGUGGAGGAGCAGCUGCUGUCGGGGACAGUGUCUUCGCCGCAGUGUCUGCGGCUGCCGCCGGGCCUGGGGCCUUCGGGUGUCUUUACAGAAGAAGAAGACAAACUGCUUUUGUGGGGUCUUUAUGAACAGGGCGUCAGCGCCUUCCCCCUCGUGCAUGCAGCACUGAAGUUCUUCUGUUUGGACAGCCGCCACUUCUUCCGAAUUGCUUCUCGGAGUCUUAAACAUGUAGAAGAAAGAUGCAGAGAAAUCAUUGCAGCAACAGAACAGUCCUGGGCAGCAGCCACCGGUCAGGCUCCCGAGCUGCUGCGGGCCCGCCAGGCCCUGCGCUCUUGCCGCGGCCUCUCCCGGGGGGCCCGGGGCCCCCGGGGGGCCCCCCGCAGUCUGGAGGGGGUAAUAGGAUGUCCUGACGAAGUUGAUGAAGAAACAGAAAAGGCAAAUAACAAUCCUUUAGAUGAGUUCGACGAGGCCUUUUCCCACCUC